This is a messenger RNA of Cucurbitaria berberidis CBS 394.84, 1203 nucleotides long. Its product is annotated as Clavaminate synthase-like protein. Lineage: Eukaryota; Fungi; Ascomycota; Dothideomycetes; Pleosporales; Cucurbitariaceae. Bases 1 to 1203 code for a protein of 400 amino acids. Gene Ontology annotation, molecular function: dioxygenase activity. The transcript is spliced from 2 exons. The record is from RefSeq and is a predicted model, not a curated record.
AUGCCGCACUCAGAUAUCUCACCAUUGCCGUGUCGCGAACUAUUUUCUGACCUUCCACCUUUUCCAGACAAUAUUCCCACUGCACCACUUCUCCGUAUAUCGCUCGAGAAGCUGCUCCAACACGAUUCAGAGGAAGAAGAGCGAUGCUGGAAGGCUUGUUGUGACCUGGGGUUCUUCUACCUUGACUUGCACACAUCGAGCCCAAUUAGUCUGGAUGAUAAAAAUAGAACAGCAAGCGGCGAAACACUGCUUCAGGAUGCGGACCAGCUUUUUGAGGUGAUGAAGGGUUUCUAUGAUCUGGACAUAAAGGAGAAGAUCAAAUACGAUUUCAAAGACCAGGGCAGCUAUUUCGGAUACAAAGGCUACGGAGAAGGCUUCAUCGACAAACAGGGGACUCGAGACCGGAAUGAAUUCUACAACAUCUCCAAAGACGACAUCCUCGGACUCAGCCCACCCCUCCCGUCACCCGCUGUUCUAAACCCCCAUCGCGCGCUCUACAAGUCCUACAUCCACUCCUCGCACGCAGUAUGCAUGCUCAUCGCCUCACUGAUAUCCCUUCGCCUUCCACUAACGCACGAAUCCCGCGCAGCAGGCGGUCUACCCGCGCUGCACAACCUCCGCGCUCGUUCGGGCGACCAAAUUCGCUUCGUCAAAGCGCCGCCACAAGAGCCCUCGCUCCGGGGUGUAGCGCUGGGCGAACACACUGAUUUCGGAAGCGUCACUGUGCUAUUCAAUAGGUUGGGGGGACUGCAAGUCAGACUCCCGCCGUCUAUCGCGCCCGCACCAGCGAGGCCCUCCUCGUCCUCCUCCCCACCACUAGCCGCGGCUUCUGACGUGGAGCGACGGCUGUGUGAGGAUGGGUGGGCAUAUGUGCGUCCCCUUCCGCGGCAUUGUAUCGUUAACCUCGGGGACGCACUUGUUAAGUUUUCAAAUGGCUUGUUGAGGAGUAAUAUCCAUCGUGUUGUUGCGCCGCCGGGGGGGCAGGGGGGUGUGACGCGGUAUAGUUUGGUUUACUUUUGUCGGCCGGAGGAUGAUGUUUUGUUGAAAGGGGUGGUGGAGGGAGAGGAAGGGGAAGGGAAAGAGGUUGUUACGGCUAAAGAGUGGAUUCUAAGGAGAGCGUUGGGGAGGAGGAAGGUUGAUGGGUGGGCGGGGAGUGGGGGGACCGAGGGGGUGAGUAUGAGGGGUGGUGGAAUGAGAGUGUGA